UCGAUAAAUUGCAUAUUUUCAAACCAAAUCAGUUGAUGUGUUUUCUUGAUCGGUUUCGGUGCUUUGUUUUAAUUGAAACUAUAUAAAUCCUAAAAAAAACUAAAAAUAUUAAAUUAAAAAAAAAAAGUGACAACAAUUAAUUCCCGAUAAUUCACUGGUGCAUAAAGUAAUUUAUAUUUUUAAAUUAUAGAAACAAAUAGUGAAUAUAGUGAGCAUUUAUGAAACAAAUUCCGGAAAAAGGUUACUUCUAUUGUGACGAAAACUGGCUCUUAUUUCAGGUAAACUCAUUGAUUUAAAAUAUUGAAAAUACAAGUUGUAAUGGAAUGCAUUUUAAUUAUCGGUAAAUUAAAUGAAGAACAGUUAACCCCUUAGUGCGGUUGUUUGAGAGGACGGUGCUACGUGCUACGCAUCUAGCAAGCACCCGUUUCAAACACAACAAAGGGUUAAAUACUUUAUAGGUAAUCGAACAAAGAAACUUUGGGGCGAUGUCAGAUAGAUAUAAUCUUCAUCAACCUAAUGAUUGUCCGCAGCUAAAUUAUUCAUUUCGUUCGCAAGGAUCAUCAUCUGGCCUGCCUUAUUGUGUGCUACCAAUUUACAUCCGCCCAAUGGAGGAAGCUCGCUUGCCUGUUCGCUAUUUCAACAACCAAAAUUACAAUAUGAAUAUGAAACUUACUAACGGAAUGUUACCGCCAAAACCUAACGGGCUAGGCCAAAAUUUUCCGCAUUCAAGUACCAUGAAUAGCGGCGGGGCACCUCCUCAAAUGCCACCACCCUACGGAGGCUAUGGCGAAAGGAAUCGUUUUGCUCCCUACUAUAACAAUCGAGCAUCUUAUGCGGGCUCAAUGAAUAAUGUCCAAUAUCUUCAACAAUACAACAUGCAAUUCUAUGGAUCUUGUCCAACUACUUCCUGUUACGCCCCAUCAGAACUAUCUGAGGCUUCCAUCUCCACCAGCAGUAGUAGUAAUGGCAGCGCAGGUGGAUACCCCGGGACAACUGAUCAGGCAAAUCAACCAGUGACUCUUCAAAUCAACAAUCUUGACUAUUCGCUGGAGGAAAAUAGUUUGCGGCACUUUCUAUUGAAUCAACUAAAACCAAUCACUCCUGUUGUGUCGUUGGUUAUUGAGGGAAACUCCUAUGUUAAAGUGACUGUCCCGAAUCUUCACUUUGCCAAGCAGGUUGUAUCUAAUCUACAUCGGAAGAAAAUCGGUCACAAACGCAUGGUAGUUUCCUACACGCGGGAUUCAUCAUCGACUGAGAUAAACACUUUGAGAUGUCAAGUAGCAGGACUACUCAAGGACGUUCCAUACUGUACACUGUCCAUGUGUAAAUUUCGAGAAUUAUUUCAGUCACGUUUCAAGUCCUCCAUAGGCGUCUUAGACCUUUACAAAAUGCAGGACAUUUGUAAUAUCACAACAGACAAAAACGAGGAGAAGUACAUCAGCUUGCAUCCAGACCUGGUCAACUCAAUCGAGACCAGUCCCUUGAUGGAAUGCCUUCAGUUGAGUGUCCCGUAUUGCACCACGCACUUUAAACGAGAGCAACAUAAGGGAUGGGCCGAGCAGGAAAUUGAGCCACUACCGAAUGUGUUCAUGACUAUAUCAGAAAUCCAAUCCAUCAUAUAUCCGCUGCUCAAGAACCAUAACGGAGACAUACCGGUUGCGAGCCUUGUACAUUGCAUUCAAGGCGAACUCGGUGUUAACAUUACAUUCAAUGAUAAUGGCGUUAACUUGGAACAUUUGAUUUGUUGCGUUCAAGGAAUACAAAUCACAACCAAUAACUUUGGCAUUAAAAUACUUGGCUGGCUUGAACCGGAAAAUGUAAUGGGAAAGGAUUCUAAUGAUGGGAUCACCUUCAAAAGUUCCACACAUGAUUCAACGUCAGAAGUUGUCGCCACAUCACAUUUCAAAACAACUUUGAGGAAAUUAUUCUUUCCAUUUCUAGGACGCUUCUAUCUUAAAUCUGGAACAACGUCUGAUCCCCUUUAUCAGAUUUCACGGGAAGUUAUUGAAUUAGUGAAAAUGUCCCCGAAAUCAACAAUGAAGUUCAAUCGAUUCAUACCGGCAUAUCAUAACCACUUUGGGAAGCAAUGCCGCGUGGCCGACUACGGAUACACGAAACUUAUUGAGCUAUUCGAGGCACUAUCGUCCGUUGUACAGAUAAUGGGUGACGGCGAAAACCGCCAGAUAACCCUUCAUCACCGGACUCAAGUUCGUCGGUUCACCUCGGAUUUACUUCGCAUCCUGCGGGCCCAAGCCAAUAAAUCUAUCCUUUUGUCCCAACUACCGGAAAUCUUUUCACAAACUCAAAACCGUAAAUUCGACAUUACUGACUAUGGUGUAUGCGACAUCGUCGACAUUCUAGACGGUUUGGUCAACUCAGACACAGUCGUCAUUACGAAAAUGCAAAAUGGAAACGAUAUCCUAAUCUCGAUACCAAAACGAAAGCAAACGCAAUCUGAAAUCGAGAAAACUUGCGUUUUUGCUGGAGAAGUGGCUGAAUUGUUCCGAAAUGCCGCUCAGUACUCGAUACUAUUCCAGAAGUUUGUUCGGUCGUAUCACUAUCACUUUGGCUACCAAUGCCGCCUCAGUGACUAUGGAUAUCUUAAACUGGCUGAUUUGAUAGAGGCGAUUCAAGGAGUUGUGGAGAUUGAAGCUACCAAUGAUGAAGAUAAACGUAUUCGUCUCUCUACAAAGAUGGCCCAGCGGAUCUUCGCGGAACAGUUGGAAGAUCUGGUGAGGGAGUUCACAGGAUGCGCUCAGACCUGUAUGCAACUGGAUGAAGUUUUGCAACUCCACAAGAAAAAGUAUGGUUACCAGAUUCAACCGCAAACUCUGGGAUUCGAAAGCAUUUUGGACGCAAUUAAAGUUUUGCCAUAUAUUGAGCUUUUAGAUAUAGACGACAAUCAAUGGAUAAUCUGUCACUAUGAUGAUCCUGUAUUUCGCAGUCGAAGCUAUCGUGCUUCUAAGAUAAUUCAGGAACAUAAUGCAGAGAUAAUGCCCAUGCAGGACUUCAUUACUGCAUUCGCUUCAAAAUACAAGGAGACGCUAAAUGAGAAGAUGAUUGAAGCUAUGAAGCAUGCAGUUGAGAUAAGUAAUGAUAGAGGUAUUCAAUAUGUGAAGCUGACGAACUUGAUGAAAUUUUUGACUAGCAUAAUACGCCUUCUGGGUCAACGUUAUAUGGUGCUUUAUGAUAUCAAAGUCGCCCUAAAUCUGGGCAUUACGGAUUGUUGCAAAUAUGGUUACCCGAAUCUGUACACACUACUUCGUGCUUAUCCUGACAUAUUCGUCGUGGAGAUAGGACCAUCCCAAGACCGCAGUGAAAUCGGACUGGUUGCCCAAGGAGAUUUUAUCUCCAAAGCAACAUUCCGCCAACCAGAAGAAAGUUUCACAAAGCAGCAGAAGCCCAUGAUGACCAAUAAGUCAGUUUCAGAUCGCUUGAUGCAAGCCCUCGUUCCAGUCGACAAUAAACCUAAUUGUAUUGACGUUAUUGCUUCACAAAAUUAUACAAAACAAAAUCAACGAGAGAAUGCACUCUACAACUCCUUGUUAUACAAUAACAACAAGGAGAAUUCUUAUAGCAGUUCAUUGAAUGGAUCGUUCAAUUCGUCGAUGUCCUACGACCCAAACUCAAGCGUUGCCAGCACAGGUAGUUAUGGUAGCGGUCACAUUGGCCUUUGGAAUCGACGUCAGGAAAGGUACCUUCGAGACCACCAGGAUAUGAACUUCCUGACCAUACCUCUAUAUCAACACUACGCGCCACCGAAACCUGACACACCACCUUCUGAUAAAAUGCCUUUCUGGAUAGAUCCCAUUUGGACGAAUGGUAAUGGUGAAAAAUCACCAAAAAUUGAUUCGUUCAAUAUGAAUCUACCACUGAAUAUUCUACCAAUGCUUAUGUCACCGUAUACAUUAUCAAAAUCGGAAAACAUGAAACAAAUGUUUUCAUUUGAUCACGCCGAUAAGGUAAUAUCAUAAGCUCAACAAAUUC
Molecule: messenger RNA, 3987 nt
Organism: Hermetia illucens (black soldier fly)
Lineage: Eukaryota; Metazoa; Arthropoda; Insecta; Diptera; Stratiomyidae
Gene: Marf1
Product: meiosis regulator and mRNA stability factor 1
Exons: 12
Coding region: 486-3974 (1162 amino acids)
Molecular function (GO): nucleic acid binding
Source: RefSeq, a predicted model, not a curated record